CGCAGUGCAAAGCGUCAACGCAAACAGACCAAGAUCCAGAAGCAAGAAAGUGUUUAUAGCCUAGCCGGUGCGCGCGCGAGAGGGAUAGCCGAUUAUCAUCAAGCUCUGAGCUAGCAGAGAAGAUGAGCGCAUCGUCGUCCAUGACCAAGAAGGCGUCGUCGUUCGUGGUGGCGGCGAGCAUGAGCGCGGUGGAGGCGCUCAAGGACCAGGCGGGGCUGUGCCGGUGGGACUACGCGCUCCGCUCCCUCUACAACCGCGCGGCCGCCGCCAAUAAGGUCGUCGCCGGCCGCGCCGUCCCGUUGUCGUUGUCGUCGUCCCAAACCGCGGGUGGCAGUGGCAGCGCCGCGGCCGCCGGUAGGGCCGCCAGGCCCAGGCGAUCGGAGGAGGAGAAGAUGCACAAGGCGUACCACCUCGUCUGCUGGGGCCCUAACUAAUUGUUAGGGGCAUUCUCUUAUUAAUUACUCCUUUAUACACGCUGUCCGAUUCCUCCACUUCUUGUUCGUACACAUACAGAGAUGUAUCUGCAAAUUUUGUAUGUGUAAUCCGUCCUCUGGUGGUUUAUGCCACGAGAAUUGCUUAUUAUUGUUGGGUGAUAAACAAAUGGAAAUGAGAAAUUUUGUGAUGUGAUUAGUGAU
Messenger RNA from Zea mays, 635 nucleotides. RefSeq names its product Wound-responsive family protein. The transcript has a single exon. The record is from RefSeq and is marked validated. Bases 123 to 434 code for a protein of 103 amino acids. Lineage: Eukaryota; Viridiplantae; Streptophyta; Magnoliopsida; Poales; Poaceae.